Linum tenue is the source of this 2236-nucleotide messenger RNA. NCBI's taxonomy places the organism in Eukaryota, Viridiplantae, Streptophyta, Magnoliopsida, Malpighiales, Linaceae. The record is from the annotation of a GenBank genome assembly.
AAUUAAUUAUAUAUUAAAAAAAAACUAAACUUUGCGAGUUGCAGAUUGAAUAGUCAACACCCAGCAAGGAAAAAGCUUCCCUUUUCCCUCCUCUGAAUCUCCAUUUCUGAGAGAAAAGCAAACGACGAUUACGCUGUCGGAACAACUCCAACUCUAAGAAAACGACUUGAGAUCGGAGCAGAGAGUUAAUCAGUUGGUGGGUUAUAUAGCUCUAUUCUGGCGGAGUUUGAUGGCAGAGAAACGAGACUCUUCCGCAUCAACGACGGCUUUGCCUCGGCCUACAACCAUCACCCUUCCUCCUAGGCCGUCGAUGGAUACUUUCUUCUCCGGCGGGCUCAGCCCGGGGCCCAUGACUUUGGUCUCAAGUUUCUUCAACGACAGUUACCAGGGUGGUGGAGAAGAUUGCCGGUCCUUCUCCCAGCUUCUCGCGGGAGCUAUGGCUUCUCCGCUUGCUAGGCCUCCCUUUUACCCUGACUUUUCUCCCCAAAACCCUCCUUCCACAGCCGCCGGCGGUGGCUUGUCUUCUACACAAGAUGCUGCUGCUGCGGCUGGAAGUGGUGGGUUUGGGUUCAAGCAGAGCAGGCCUAUGAAUUUAAUGGUUCCUCGGUCUCCUCUAUUUACGGUUCCACCUGGGUUGAGCCCUUCUGGGUUGCUUAAUUCGCCUGGGUUCUUCCCUCAGAGUCCCUUUGGGAUGUCACACCAACAAGCUUUGGCACAGGUGACAGCACAAGCUGCACUCGCUGCUCAAUCUCAGCAUAUGCACAUUCAAGCCCAAUAUCAACCUUAUUCAGGGACUGCUCCAUUGGAAGUAGCGCCAAUGCAACCAUCUUAUACUGCUGCUGCUAAGCAUUCACAGUGGCAGAUGCCACCCACAACUUCUAACCCUCAACCUACUGUGGUGGAGCCAUCUUCUGAGGUUUCUCAUUCGGAUAGGAAAUCGCAGACAACGCCUCCUCCUCCUCCUCCUGCUGCUGCUGCUGCUGCUGCUGCUGAUAAACCUGGUGAUGAUGGCUAUAAUUGGAGAAAAUAUGGGCACAAGCCAAUUAAGGGCAGUGAAUUUCCGAGGAGCUACUACAAAUGCACACACCCAAGCUGCCCUGUCAAGAAGAAAGUAGAGCGUUCCAGAGAAGGCCAGAUAACUGAAAUCAUCUAUAAAGGCCAACAUAACCAUGAGCUUCCUCAAACGAAUAAGCGUGCCAGGGGCGACAACAGUGUUCAAAAUGUGGCCGUCAGUUCGCAGGCUAAAAGUGAACCUGUUACACAAGCUCAGCUUGGUGAUAUUAAUAAACUUGAUCAAAGAGCACCGCCUUAUUCAGGUGAUGGUAGGGAUAAGGAAUCCAGUCAAAUGAACUUUGCAGACCAACCUGAACCUAGUGGCCGUGGGGAACUUGCUGGCGAUCCAAUUGCAGCUGAACAAGAUUGUGCUGAUGAUGCACCUAAUCCAAAGAGAAGGCAAAUGGACGUGGGAACAUCCGAGGUAGCUUUAUCUCACAAAACAGUGACAGAGGCAAAAAUCAUUGUUCAGACAAGAAGUGAAGUUGAUCUUUUAGAUGAUGGCUUCAGGUGGCGCAAGUAUGGCCAGAAAGUUGUGAAAGGGAACCCUCAUCCUAGGAGCUACUACAAAUGCACGAGCGCAGGAUGCAAUGUUCGUAAGCACGUGGAGAGAGCUGCAGCCGACCCCAAGGCCGUUAUAACUACGUACGAGGGGAAGCACAAUCACGACGUCCCUGCAGGAAGAAACAGUGGCGCUAAUACAGCUGCACAAUCGAGGCUUCAAAGCACGGCAGUUUCUCAACCGCAGCAGCAGCCUGCACCCGUUGAAGGUAUGAACUUUGGAAACAACAAUAACGAGGAGCAAAGACCAGUGCUUCUUAGGCUCAAAGAAGAGGAAGUUGCCGUAUAAGGUGAGACGAGACUUGUGCCCAAUACACAGUGCAGAAAGAACACGCAUGUGAAAAACUUGAUGGAUGAUUUCAAAGCUUAGUCGAACAUUUUGUGCUCUUUCCUUUGUUUAUACGAUUUUUUGGGUUCCACUCCCCUCUCUAGGUAGAGGGUGUGCUUAUUAUAUUACUUUUAAUUUUAUGUAUUGUCCCCCCCUGCAAAUAUGUAUGGUGUAUGAUCUCUGUAUAGAACAUGACAAUACGCUUGGCAAAACAGAACAGGAAAGACAACUGGUUCAUUGAAUUUGCAGCUACUGGAUUGAUUGAAAUGGUGAUUUAUUUAUUUUUGUUGUUGC